UAUCCAUCUUUUAUUUAUAACAACAACAACCACUUGUCAGUUCAAAACAAACUUAAAAUUUUUUAAAAGUUAUAAAGAACAAAUUAUUCUUAAUUUAAAAAGGAAAAUUUACAUUUUACAAGUUCAGAAGCGAAAUAAUAUAAUUAUUCAAAAAUAGUUUUUUUGUAUAAUAAAAAAAAUUUUAUACAAAAAAAAUCCUGAACAUGCAUUUAUUUUCAGUUGCUAAACGAAUCCUUAUUAACAUCUAGAACAUAUAGUUAAAAUGAAUGAAAUAGAUACAAAAAUGUUAUUAAACAUAGAAACAAAACAAGGGACAGAAUUAUCUAAUAAUGCUGAUAGAAAAUGUGAGGAUGAUGAAAAUAUUUGGUGGGCUAGUGAAAGUACUUCAAGCACAGGAUCUUACAGUUCUGAUUCUGACAGUUCUAUUGCUGAUUGGGAAGCAGAAAUUAAUGCAUCCGGUGAAGUAUUCUAUAUUGAAUCGUAUCCAGAUUUUAUUGUUGUCAAUGAAAAAUUAUCAGAAAAUGAAAACCAGUUUAAAUCAUCUCAGUUCGUCAGACGGAAAAGUACGACUGGAAAGUUUACACGUUUUAUUAAACAACGUGAAAGUAUUCGAUGUAGUACUCGUAAUAAAACACUUCAAAAUACUUCAUUAAAUACUGAAAAAACUUCAAAUAAAAGUAAAAAUUCUUGUGUAAAAAACUUUUUGAGAAAUAAGACUUAUGAAGUUUCAUUAACUAUAGAUCUAGAAAAGAAACAAAAUUUAGGAAGAAGAGCUUCUAAAUGCGAAGCUUAUUUGGGUAUAAUACCUGGAAUUUCAACAGAUGGUACAAAAGUUGUUGUUACUGGUUUUGUUCCACAUGGAGAAGCUUUAAAAUCACAAUGUAUCAAGGAAGGUGAUUAUUUGUGUCGUAUCAAUUCUACAAAUGUUACUUUUGAAAAUUUGAACAGUAUUCUUUCGAAUAUGGUUUCUUCUACUGAUGUACUACUGGAAUUCCAGCGAAUCACAAUCAAUAAAACAGAAAAUUUACCAACUAUGAAUUCUCCAAAUCAAUCUAUAUUAGUGAAACAAAUUGUCGAUCAAAGUAAGUGUAAAUUAUACAUGGAUAAUAUAUCCAAAGAUUCUAUUGGAAUCAUGUUUGUAAAAGCUACAAAUCUUGCUGAAGUUGUACCUGAAUCGCAGGAUAUCAUAUAUGCUUUUCCUAAAAUAGAAGAUAUGACACAAGAAACAUUACUUUCUGUAACGAGAGGAGCUUUCGUUACAUUAAAUCAUAUGAUAACUGACAUAUUAGGACCUCGUUUAAUAAGUUCCACUAUACUUUGUAAAAAACAAAAAGUGUAUAUUUCAUACACUACUCGAGAGGAUUAUUUACUUUUAAUAUCCUUACCAAACAGUUGUUGCAACGAACAUCAAGCUGUCGAAUUGACUACCGACAUUGUUCGAAUGCUUGAAUUUACAUAUGGGAAUUUGACCCAAUGUUUUACUUCUGUAGAUAAUCACUCAUCAUUGGAUCAUUUACUUUUUCUUAUUUGUCAACGAAUUCAAUUAAAAAAGUCUUCUUCUGAUGUGGUAAAUGAUACAGCGGAAACACAAAACUUUUCAACUAUUUUACCGUGCGCUCAAUUAAUUCGUUUGCCGAAAGAAGCACAUAUACAAAUAGACUCUGCUUUAAAUGAAAUGGAAGCUAUGGAUUAUCGAGAUUGGAAUGAAGAUCCAAUGAAUUGUCAGCGUUUGUAUACAAUCAUUGGUAGUUGCUUGUAUCAUAAAAGUUAUUUAAUUGGAUCUCAUUUACCUGACAAUAAUUUAAUUAAAGUAAAUUCUUUCCUACGACAAUAUGGACUACUAAACUUAGUCACAAAUGAGUCAUUAAAAGCAUUAAUAAUAUGGAAAAAAGUUCAUCCUUCCCUACCAACAGAAGAAUUUGUGAAUAACACUACCUUUCCUCAAAGUCAGUGUUAUUUACUCAUUGUUGGAUUCAAACAUGAUUUAUUAGCAGUUAUUUUUGAAUCUGGAGGAUGUACUGCAAAAAUUGAAGAAAACGUUGGUCCUAAUCCAUUUUAUGUGGAAGAAGCUCAAGAGACUUUACAACACAUUCAAAAAAUUGGUAUACCAACAUUGGCUGCCAAAUGGAUUUUGGUUAACACUAUGGUGGACGAAUUAAAUAAAGAACAAACUUCUUUAAGAUCAUCCACAAGUAUUGCAGAGAAUCUCUUUGGAUUUAUUAAAUCUUCUGAAAUGCAAAGUUUUUCUGAUAAAACUAAUUCUAAUUCAUCAUGUAAAAAAAUACAAGAAGUACUUUCUACAAAACAGCACAAUAAUGAAGAUAAUACUAUGGCUUCUGGGUCAGUAUAUUCACUACAAGCAUCGGAUGAUUCUCAAAGCCAAGGAACAGGAGUUGUUAGUGAAAUGAGCGAUGAAGCAGCUCCUAUUCUAGGUCGUCGAGCAAUUAGAGAAAAAAUAAACUUUGCUUUAAAAUAUUCUGAAGAUAGUGACUCAGAUGUGGAUGCAUAUAAGAAUGAGAAACAAGGAAAUAACAUGGAUAUUGCCAAUAUUCGAGAGAGUCUUUUAUGUGAAGCAGAAUAUAUUUCUCCUCACAUAUUAACUGUAGGAGAUGGAAAUUAUUUACUUCAUUAUUUACAUUUGGAUCUAUGUGAAGGAAUUUUAAUAUCAUCAUUUUUUGAUAAAUGUGUUAUAAAAAAUUCAGAAAUAGUUAGCAAAUUUUCUAGAUGUGUACAAAUGAUGCAUACAUUCUUACAAAAUACUUUAAGAUAUAGAAAAAUUGUAAAUCAAGAUGGGGAAAAGAAUGUAAUUAACAAAAGUUUGGUAUCAAUCAAAGAAUAUGGAACAUUAUUUGUAUGGAAUAAUUUGAGUUAUUGGGUGGUAGGAAGAAUACUACCAUAUCCACGUACAAAAGAAAUUUAUGUUUGUUAUCAAGAUUCCACUCCACAAAAUUUAGUGGAGAUGACAUUCCGAUUGAAUUCCAUUAAUUGAAUUCUUAUUUUUAGCACUUUUUUAAACUAACUUAUUCCAGGACUAACCGAUGUUUAAUGUUUUAAUUUUAUUUUUAUACACUCUUGUGAUUUUAAGAUGAUCUUAAAUCUUUUUUAGGAUGAUUCAAU
Molecule: messenger RNA, 3117 nt
Organism: Leptopilina boulardi
Lineage: Eukaryota; Metazoa; Arthropoda; Insecta; Hymenoptera; Figitidae
Gene: in
Product: protein inturned
Exons: 11
Coding region: 263-2989 (908 amino acids)
Biological process (GO): cilium assembly; nervous system development; establishment of planar polarity
Cellular component (GO): cilium; cytoplasm
Molecular function (GO): protein binding
Source: RefSeq, a predicted model, not a curated record